Messenger RNA from Delphinapterus leucas (beluga whale), 4944 nucleotides. The record is from RefSeq and is a predicted model, not a curated record. Lineage: Eukaryota; Metazoa; Chordata; Mammalia; Artiodactyla; Monodontidae.
UCUUUUGUGAGAACAGGCAGAGAGCCCAAGAAUAGGUAAAGCAGUAGCUCUCAGGAAUGGGUUGUAAUGUUGUGAUUUUUUUUUUUUUUUUUUACGUUGUGGUUUUUGACAGAUGUUCAAGGUGACUAAUUUUCAUGGGCAGAUCUCCAGUCCCUUUGAGGUGGCGGGGUUGGAUCAGGGUUGCUCAGCCCCAGCAUUGCCGAUGUUGGGUGAGCCGUCUGUUGCAGGGGCCCGUCCUGUGUGUUGGAGGAAGUGUAGCAGCACUCUGACCUCUACCCACUAGAUGCCAGUAGCAUCCUCCCAAAAAAGGCUCCAGCCUCGCCUGGCGUCCCCUGCUGAGAUCAGUUGCCCCCAGUUGAGAACCACUGGGUUAGACCCAGCAGUCUCUUCCAAGUUUGUUCCUGCGGUUGUGUGAGUUGUUUUGUGUAUGUUUCACUUCGGCACCGAAGUUGGUGGCCCUGUGGUCAGCAGAGCUGUCCCCGAUGUUUCCACUUCUCCUUCGUUGUCGGGUAGGGAGUGUGAGAACUAACUGAUGGUCUCUGUCUCUGCCCAGUGCGUUACAUACAUGAUCUAAUGACAGCGUAGGACCGGGACCCUCUGCUGGACUCAUUCCUUGGUGAAAUUGACACCUGUGGUAUGUGUCCCUUGCUGCCCAGACCUCUCUCUACAUGAUCUCCGUAACCCUUUGCCCACCACCGCUGGCUUCUGUCUGGUUUCUGUCCUCAGUCAGCCUUGCAUCUCUUCCAGCCAUCACUGCUUUCCAGGUUUCUCUCUUCCCCAUUCAGUGGGCUCCUCUGUGUAACAUACAAAACAUGGCCAAGUCCCAGCGGUGCAGAGUUGUUGGGAUGUGUGUUUUCUUCUCAUUUAAGUUUUCUCCUUGAAAGAAAAAAAAAGAAAAAUUGCAGUCAGGGCUUAAAUUGUGGUUACUCUUGGAGCCUCUAACCCUCUUGGCCUUGUAACAUUUAGGAAAUAUUAAAUGUCCCUUUCUUUCAUGUCUAUAAAUAAACCAAUAGCCUAGAAAGUUUUAUAUUAAACUUUGAGCCUUUUUGAGAACCACCAAGAGCUUCAUGACCCACAGACAGCCUGAUCCUGGCCACGUUCCAUUAAGAAAGACUUGCCUGGAAUGGUGGUGGUGGUGGUGGUGGUUUUAUUUAUUUAUUUUUUAACUUGUGUGUUGUGGCUUAAAAUGGUGUUGAUCACUCAGCUGUUGCCUAGCUUGAAGGGAGGAAACAGCCUCUUAAGACAUUGCCCCCUCCCCUUAAAACAGAAAAACAGGAUAUGCUCCAAAGCAGCCCUGGAAAAUGGAGAGCUCAGGGCUGAACAAGCGUGUGGAGUAGCAGCGCCGGCCAGGAGCGCUCUGUUAGCAGGCAUCCAUCUGCGAUGCCUUGGAAGGCAUGUGGGGAAACAUCAGGAAACCUGAAAAUUCCUCCGCGGAAAUUACUCAGGGGAGCAGCAGAGCAGGAUUGUUGGAGGCUGGCAGCGAUGAGGAUCGCAAGUUAAACCACAGCUUAAGUGAGAGUUUUUUCAUGGUGAAAGGAGCAGCCCUCUUCUUACAACAGGGAAGCAGCCCUCAAGGCCAGCGGAGUCUUCAGCAUCCCCACAAGCAUGCAGGGGACCUGCCUCAACAUCUUCAAGUAAUGAUCAACCUUCUGCGUUGUGAAGAUAGAAUCAAGCUGGCCGUGCGCUUGGAGAGCGCCUGGGCUGAGCGGGCCCGCUACAUGGUGGUGGUGGACAGCAGCGGGCGCCAGGACACGGAGGAGAGUAUCCUGCUGGGAGUCGACUUUUCCAGUAAGGAAAGUAAAAGCUGUACCAUUGGGAUGGUUCUCCGACUGUGGAGCGACACAAAAAUCCACCUUGACGGAGACGGUGGAUUCAGCGUCAGCACGGCAGGAAGGAUGCACAUCUUCAAGCCCGUGUCUGUCCAGGCCAUGUGGUCUGCCCUGCAGGUCCUCCACAAGGCCUGCGAGGUGGCACGCAGGCACAACUACUUCCCCGGGGGCGUGGCGCUGCUCUGGGCCUCCUACUACGAGAGCUGCAUUGGCUCCGAGCAGAGCUGCAUCAACGAGUGGAACGCCAUGCAGGACCUGGAGUCCACGAGACCCGACUCUCCCGCCCUAUUCGCGGACAAGCCAACUGAAGGGGAGAGGACUGAGCGUCUCAUCAAAGCCAAACUCCGGAGCAUCAUGAUGAGUCAGGACCUGGAGAACGUGACGUCCAAGGAAAUCCGUAAUGAAUUAGAGAAACAGAUGAACUGUAACUUGAAAGAAUUCAAGGAAUUCAUAGACAACGAGAUGCUCCUUAUCUUGGGACAGAUGGACAAGCCCUCCCUCAUCUUCGACCAUCUUUAUCUCGGCUCUGAAUGGAAUGCAUCCAAUCUGGAGGAACUGCAGGGCUCAGGUGUUGACUACAUUUUAAACGUCACUAGAGAAAUAGAUAAUUUUUUCCCUGGCUUAUUUGCGUAUCAUAACAUCCGAGUCUAUGAUGAAGAGACCACAGACCUCCUCGCCCACUGGAACGAAGCGUACCAUUUUAUAAACAAAGCAAAGAGGAACCACUCCAAGUGCCUGGUACAUUGCAAAAUGGGCGUCAGUCGCUCUGCUUCCACGGUCAUAGCCUACGCGAUGAAGGAAUUUGGCUGGCCCCUGGAGAAAGCCUACAACUACGUGAAGCAAAAACGCAGCAUCACACGCCCCAACGCGGGCUUUAUGAGGCAGCUGUCUGAGUAUGAAGGCAUCUUGGACGCCAGCAAACAACGGCACAACAAGCUGUGGCGCCAGCAGCCUGUGGAUGACCCAGCGGGGCCUGGGGACUUCCUGCCAGAGACCCUGGACGGCACCCCGGAAGCCCAGCCACCCUGCCUGGAUGCCGCCGCCCAGCCUGGGUUCCCAGGCAGCGGGACCCCGGGGGGACCCGCUCUCCCCUGCUGUCUCCGGCGACUCUCAGACCCCCUGUUGCACUGCCCCAGAGACGAGACGGGCGGCUGGGUCCACCUGGAGGAUCUGGAGAGGGAUGCUCUGCUGGAAGAAGCCGCUCAGCCGGCAGAGGCAUCCAAGCCGGCCGGACACGCCCCAGGAGGUCCUGGACUCUGUGAGAAGGAAGUGAAGAAGAAACUAGAGUUUGGGAGCCCCCACGCCCGGGGUGGCGCGUCGCCACAGGUGGAGGAGAUGGAAAGGGAGGAGGCCCCGGGAGCAGGGAAGUGGGGGCAGCCUGUUACUGAGCUCGAUAACCUGCUGAAUUGGGAAAACCUAAAUAACAAUAACAGCAAGAGGAGCUGCCCGGACGACUUCGAGCAUGAUGCGAUCUUUGGGAUCCUUAACAAAGUGAAGCCUUCCUACAAAUCCUGUACCGACUGCAUGUACCCUGCAGCCAGCGGGAUUCCCGAGGCCUUCGGGGAGCGAUGCAAGAACCCCAGUGCUCCCGCCAUCUGCACCCAGCCCACCUUCCUGCCCCACCUCACGUCUUCCCCCAUGGCCCAUGUGGCCAGCAGGUCCCGAGCUUCAGAGAAACUGUCCUCUGGCCCAACCGAAACUCCCCCAUUCCUACCACCAGCAGGCUCGAGGAGGCCAGACAUCAGUGGCCCUGGGGCCGGGGCUGCCCCAGAGCUACCAGCCAGCCUUUUGGAACCUUCCAGAGAGACUCACAAAGUCCUACCAAAGUCCCUCCUUUUGAAGAAUUCUCACUGUGUUAAGAACGCUCCCAACAUGGAAGUAGCGAAGGACGACUCGCCACCCAAGAAAGAUCCGAAGCCAGCCAAGGACCUGCGGCUGCUGUUCAGUAAAGAAGCCGAGAAACCGACAGCCAACAGCUACUUGAUGCAGCACCAGGAAUCCAUCAUCCAGCUGCAGAAGGCGGGCUUGGUCCGCAAGCACACCAAAGAACUAGAGAGGCUGAAGGGCACGCCGGCCGACCUGGCGGCCCCCUGCAAGGAUGGCCCCGCCAGCAGGCUGGAGGCCAGCAUCCCCGAGGAGAACCAGGACCCGGCUCUGCCUGGCCAAGCCCAGGGCGACGAGAAGCCCGAGGCUGGCCCCCCUCUGUCAGAAGGAGCCCCACUGAAGAGCCCCCCGCUCUUCCUCUGCCGCCCAGACCACACCAGUCACUUCUCAAAAGACUUCCUGAAGACCAUCUGCUAUACCCCGACCUCAUCCUCCAUGAGCUCCAACCUGACCCGGAGCUCAAGCAGCGACAGCAUCCACAGCGUCCGCGGGAAGCCCGGGUUGGUGAAGCAGCGCACGCAGGAGAUCGAGACCCGGCUCCGGCUGGCGGGCCUCACGGUCUCGUCCCCGCUCAAGCGCUCUCACUCCCUCGCCAAGCUCGGGAGCCUCAACCUCUCGACGGAGGACCUGUCCAGUGAGGCCGACGUGUCCACCGUGGCUGACUCCCAGGAUGCCAGGUUGAGCGAGUCUUCCUUCUUGCAUGAGCCCCCAGUGGCCCCCAGGAACCCAACUGCAACCUCUAAACCAUCAGGGAAAUCUGCCCCGGAAAACUUGAAAAGCCCUUCGUGGAUGAGCAAAAGCUGACCCGCCUUUGGCUGCGUUUGGACUUCUGUGAUCCCUCCUUUAGUUUCACUGUGGAUUUUGGUCCACCCCUUCUGUCUUGAUUUCCUUUAAAUAAUUGGCGUUAUCCUUACUUUUCCUCCCCUCUUGCGGCAAAGGGGAGAAGAAGAAACAACAAUACCUAACAUACAGCACAAGAAGAAAGGGGAGCAUUGGUUUUGUGGCCUGGGGGAACCAGCAGCUGUUGACCAGUAGACUCUGACUCCAAAUGAGGUGUUCCGGGUGCUUCUCGUGUGUUGAGAAGAGCAUUUAUACAGCGAUGCACACACAUCAAAAAUCCUCUGGCACAGGGCUUCCCUGGUGGUGCAGUGGUUAAGAAUCCGCCUGCCAAUGCAGGGGACACGGGUUCGAGCCCUGGCCCGGGAAGAUCCCACAUGCCGCAGAGCAACUA